Molecule: messenger RNA, 2053 nt
Organism: Musa acuminata AAA Group (dessert banana)
Lineage: Eukaryota; Viridiplantae; Streptophyta; Magnoliopsida; Zingiberales; Musaceae
Product: putative pentatricopeptide repeat-containing protein At1g03510
Exons: 2
Coding region: 12-1358 (448 amino acids)
Biological process (GO): RNA modification
Cellular component (GO): intracellular membrane-bounded organelle
Molecular function (GO): RNA binding; protein binding
Source: RefSeq, a predicted model, not a curated record
UCUUCACCUUAAUGGGCUUCAACGAGUCCUGUGAAGCAGGCGUGAGGUUGCGACCGGUGGCUUCCCCGAUGCGCCCGAACAGCUACCACCGGCUGGUCUCCUACACCAAACACUUGGCGGCCGAGGCGAAGCAGGGCAGGCACCAUGAGGCCCUCGACCUGUUCGCCCAAAUGUUCGCCUCCCCCGACCUCGCCCUCGACCCCUUCGUCUUCUCCCUCGCGCUCAAGUCCGCCGCCGUCCUCCGGCUUCCCCUCACCGUCCGCGCCGUCCACGCUCACGCCGUCAAGUCCGGCCUGCUCCACGACCCCUAUGUCGCGUCCUCGCUCGUCGACUCCUACGGGAAGUGCGCCUCUCUCGUCCACGCGAGGAAGUUGUUCGACGAUUGCACCCAGCGGAACGCUGUCGUGUGGAACGCCUUGAUCUCGCUCUACUGUCGCUCGGGUGACGUCCCCAGCGCGCUACGGCUGUUCGAGCUCAUGGACGUGCCCCCGACCGCGUCGUCCUACAACUCGGUUAUCGCGGCCAUCGCGGAGUUCGGCGGAGGUUCAGGUUCGUCUCGAGCCAUCGAGUUGUGUAGGAAGAUGCAGGUCGCUGGCAUUAAGCCCAACCUGAUCACAACUUUGGCUUUGUUCCCUGCUUGCGUUGGCACUGGAACGUUGAAUUCGAUCAAAGAGAUUCAUGGCUUUGCUCUUAGGAAUCACAUUCAGCCAAAUUCGCAGUUUGAUAGCGGGCUGGUUGAAGCUUAUGGGCGUGGCGGCUGCUUACCCUAUGCGCGUUGUGUUUUCGAUGAAAUGGAGGAAAGGGAUGUAGUCUCGUGGAGCUCCAUGGUGUCAGUUUAUGCAUUUCAUGGCCAUGCUAACAGAGCGAUGUCAGUGUUCAAAGAAAUGGAAUUGGAUAACAUUCGGCCGGAUGGGAUCAUGUUCCUCAGCGUACUGAAAGCGUGCAGUCAUGCUGGACUGGCGGAUGAUGCCUUGAAGUAUUUUGACAUCAUGACUAAGGUGUAUGGACUCGACGCAGGCAGUGAUCACUACUCGUGUUUGGUGGAUGUAUUGAGUCGAGCAGGUUGGUUGAAAGAGGCGUACGAGGUCAUCAGGGGGAUGCCGAUGAAGGCGACCCCCAAGGCCUGGGGGGCGCUUCUUGGAGCUUGCCGUAGCUAUGGUGAGGUCAGACUCGCUGAGAUUGCCGCAAAAGUGCUGUUUGAGAUCGAGCCAGAGAAUGCAGGCAAUUUUGUGUUGCUUGCAAGCAUAUAUGCAGGCGCAGGGAAAUUUGAAGAGGCCGAGAGAGUGAAGAUGGUGAUGGAGGGAAGGGGUGUGUCGCUGAACCCAGGCGGUAGUUGGGUUGUACCUCAUAGGUCUUGAUUUUGCAGAGCAGUGGCUUAACAUGGAAUUCUGGUUUCAACUUUCUACUCUGGAGGAGGGCUCUUGAAGAGCAACGUGUCCUCUAACCAAUUUCAGAGCAAUGGAGUUAUCAUUUCUAAUAGAAUGAUCCAGUAUCUGAUCAUUUCUACAGUCAAUUAUGCACCUCCAAUACAAACAAAAGUUGCACACUCGAUGGACUCCAUGAGAAAUAUGUUGCUGCUGUUGUGCAGCUGCCGGGAGCUAUUGGUUUGACUUCUUUGCGUCACUUGUUAAUUUUAUUACAAUAGAUAAUAUAUCAAGCAUCAUGCAGUUAAUAUUUGUAAAUUGUCUUAUUUUUGACAUUCUAUAUUCUUGGUUUUGCGAGAUGAAUGUGAGAGCAUAGAGAUAGAGAGAUGAAAAAGAGUAGGAUCAGUCUUUUGUUCCUGUCAAGUUAAAAUCAAACAGGUGGAUUUAAAAUUGUUAUCCAAUCCCUGUUUGAUAGUUGUAGACAGGUUGUUGAAUUAGAAUGGAUCUGAAGUUCUGAACACUUGCUUCACCAUUGUAUGAAGUAGAAAGUUUCUUCACAAAUCAAUGUAACAAAGAGUCUUAUUAGCAAGAGCUUGGUGUUCUCAAUCUAAGGUUAUAUGAGAUUCUAGAUAAAAAUUAUGUAUAUUGAUUUGCAAAUAAAGUUGUGCACAAAUUUGUAUGCUUAAUAA